AUGGAGUCAUCCGGAAUGAAUCGAACUAGGAGUUUCCAGAACUGUAGGGAGACAGAAAUUCCAGGGUACAAUGAUUGUCCUAGUUUCAUUUAUCCGGGCGCUGCCAGUAUAGCACCAAAGAGAAUUGUGUCCCAAAGUGUGGACACCUCAGGGAAUACAAGGAUGGCAACAGUACCACCUCCAAGUAUGAAGCGUAAAGUUAGUGAAAAACUAAGAAGUACAGAAAGUCUCGACACUUCCAUCGUAGCGUUGAGCAAACAGGAAUUGUCUGAUAAAUAUCAAUGGAUCACAUCGUUACCGAGUAACUUACAAGAUAAGGAAUUUUCCUUUUAUAAAACUAAGGUGGAUAAGGUUCUAGAAAAUGUAUUGGAAAACGAGGGCACAAGAUAUGCGUUGAGUGAAAUAUUCGCCAACUUGAACGAUUCAAAACGGGUUACAGAUUUAAUUACAAAAUGGAUGCUGUCGGAUAUGUCGGUGAAUUCGUGGUGUCCUUCUUUCCGUAAAUUGAUCGAAAAUGCACAGAUAUGA
Molecule: messenger RNA, 528 nt
Organism: Kluyveromyces lactis
Lineage: Eukaryota; Fungi; Ascomycota; Saccharomycetes; Saccharomycetales; Saccharomycetaceae
Gene: ADD37
Product: Add37p
Exons: 1
Coding region: 1-528 (175 amino acids)
Source: RefSeq, a predicted model, not a curated record